GAUACAAUUAUUAAUGGUUAUCCAGUACUUGUUAAGUAUGUAGAACCUUCUGAAGAAUCCUACUGCCCAAAUGAAAAAUCAGCAGCUUGGAUAGAAAAACAUGUAAUGACUUGUCAUUAUAUAACUCAAGUCAUAAAGUGUGAUGAUCCAAGCUGCUCAAGCAUAGACAUAUCUGAUAAUACAACUCACUUUGGUGGCUUUCUUCUCUCUAUAUUAAUAGAAGAAAAGUUAACUCCUCCGGAUGCAAAUCUACAGUAUUUUCCCUUCGAUUGGUAUUGCCCAACCAUUAAUAAAUCAAUUAAUGAAUAUCUCUGUUCUUAUUGUAAUCAAUACUAUGCUUUAAAAAAAGUGUUGAAAAUCCAUACUAGAAAAUAUAAAAAAUCUAACUUAUCUAAAGAGCCUGUUUUGAAUAUUCAAGAUUAUGAAAGUAGUGAAACUAUACAGGUAGAUGAAGCAGUGUUGGAAGAUUUGUUAGAAACCUACUCUCAGCAAAUGCAAGUUCUAGAAAAGUUGAUUGCAGAUUUAGUAUUAAUAUUUGACUGGGAUAUUUGA
This is a messenger RNA of Dentiscutata erythropus, 552 nucleotides long. Lineage: Eukaryota; Fungi; Glomeromycota; Glomeromycetes; Diversisporales; Gigasporaceae. The record is from the annotation of a GenBank genome assembly.